Messenger RNA from Dibothriocephalus latus, 477 nucleotides. Lineage: Eukaryota; Metazoa; Platyhelminthes; Cestoda; Diphyllobothriidea; Diphyllobothriidae. The record is from the annotation of a GenBank genome assembly.
AUGCGAUCUGUCACCUGUCUUUCAGCGGGAAUCAAUCUUUGUAAAUCGCAGUAUUUGCCAAAGUGGGUCUGGCGUAAUCAACAGCACGUGUUCUGCUACCCAACCUUUACCGCCGACGGCAACAUUGAUGAGACUCAGGCCGCCCAAUGGCUACAGCCCAGGCCCGACAUCGACUUCUCUGCCUGGUCCACUGCUGCGGAGCUAAAUGAACUGAAAGCCGACCUCUGCGAAGUAGCCAACUACCUGGUCAGCCCACAUCAACGUACUCGCGAGUUCUGGUUCCGGCUCUCCCGCAAUGUCCUCUACUAUCACCGCAGUAGCAACGGCAGCGGCGUCGACCUGCCUGCUGAUAUGUCAACCUUUAUCUCCAUCCUCUGUGAUGCCUUCGGUCCGGAUCCCCUGCUCAGUCUGUUGGAGGAGUACGCCCUCUCCGUUCUAGUGCCCACAUCAGCCCAAAUUGAUUACUUGCCGACCGCC